CCGUCCCCUCCCGCCAUGUUGGGCUGCUCCCAGCGGCGCCGGCCGCCAGGGGGCGCGGGGCUCCUCCGGCACCGCCAGGCCCGGCUCGGCACCGCCUCCCAGCUCCGCAAGAUGGUGGCCGGGCCGCCCCCCUCUGCCGCCGAGGCCUACCGCCCCAACAGCUUCGUCUCGCUGCCGGCCGAGCUCGACCCCAACACCUACGAUGCGUCUCCGGAGAAGCGCCGUGCCGAAGCCGAGCGUUUGGCCAUCCGCGCCCGGCUCAAGCGGCAGUACCAGCUGCAGCUCAACAACCCCAACCCACCCGCCGUCAUCGAAGAUCCUGCCUUGGUCCGCUGGGCCCACGCUAGGACGCUGAACGUCUACCCUACUUUCCGCCCGACACCUAAGACGUCCCUUCUAGGGGCUCUCUGUGCUCUAGGCCCUCUCCUCUUCUGGGGUUUUGUCUUCAAAGUUGACAGGGAUCGUAGAGAGAAGCUUAUCCAAGAGGGGAAAUACGAGUGGCCAUUCAGUGUGUUUUAAGUACCUGGAAUGUCGGUGCUGUUCAUGGGAUAUAAAUAAAAUCAGAUGUAUCAUGUGUUGACGUUUCUUGUUCAUAAGAAUAAAUCUUAAUUGCCCUUC
Molecule: messenger RNA, 618 nt
Organism: Phalacrocorax carbo (great cormorant)
Lineage: Eukaryota; Metazoa; Chordata; Aves; Suliformes; Phalacrocoracidae
Source: RefSeq, a predicted model, not a curated record